UCUUUGUGAAGGCUCCAGUGACCUUGCUGUGAUUAAAUUUAAUGGAAUUUUUGAAUAUUUGUUUCAUUUUGUUCUCAUAGUAUCUCCCUUUUUAGUUGUUCUUAAUCUCUUCAGAAUUACUGCUUUGUUCUCUACUUAAAAUAAUUGUUUCAGGUUUAAUGUAGCUAUAGUUUUAAUCCUAAAAGAUUUUUAAAAUAGUAAUUGACAAAACUGACUCUAAAAUUAUGUUGGCAGUGCCAAGGACCUUGAAGAGUCCAUCUUGAACAGGAAUAACAAAGAUGGAAAACUUACAUUACUUAGCUCAACACUUACUGUAAAAAUAUAAUAAUCAAGACUGUGGUAUUUAAGGACAGACAGCUAGAUCAGUGGGAUAUAAUAAAGAAUCCAGAAAUAGGUAUACAAUAUAUGAUCAAUUGAUUUUUGAGCAAGGUACAAAAUCACCUUCAAUGGUGAAAAGAAAAUUGUCUAAGCAAAUUUUAUUGGCACUUUCAAAUAGCCAUAUAAAAAUAAUUCAACCUCAACUCCUGCUUACUCAAUACAAAAAAAAAAUUAACUUAAAAUGGGCCAUAGACCUAAAUGUAAAAGCUAAAACAAUUUUUUAAUAAAAUGAGACUAUGACAUGAAGUGGGCAACAAUUUCUCAAGACACAGAGGGCAAUAAUCAUAAAACAAUUGGUGAGACUGUUAAUAUUAAAACUCCUUUUCAUCAAAAGGUAUCUUUACAAAAAUGAGGGCUGGGGUUGUGGCUCACUGGUAGAGUGCUUGCUUAGCAUGUGUGAUGCACUGGGUUUGAUCCCUAGCACCACAUAAAAAAUAAAGGCAUUGGGGCUGGGGUUGUGGCUCAGCAGUAGAACGCUUGCCUAGCAUGUGCGAGGCCCUGGGCUCAAUCCUCAGCACCACAUAAAAAGUAAAUAAACAAAAUAAAGGUAUUGUGUCCAACUACAACUAAAAAAUAAAAAAUAAAGUUUUAAAAAAGAAAGGAAUAAACAAAUCACAGUUGGAGGAGUUAGUUGUAGUGUGUAUGUAUGAUUAAGGAUUUGUUUCUAGAAUGUAUAAAAUACUGAUAAUUCAUCCUUAAAAAUUUUUUAAAUGAGCAAACACUUGGACAGUUCACAAAAAAUAUGUAAAUGGCUAGCAAAUAUGAAAAAGUGCUCAACAUAGUUUUGGGGGAAUUUCAAACCAAAAUUAUGAAAAAAAUACUAUAAUGCACACACAGAAAAGGCUAAAAUCAAACAGGCUGACAGCAUUGUCAAGGAUGUGGAACGAUUGGAACCCUCACACUCCUGCUUUGUUGGUUGCAAUGUAAAAUGGUACAGUCACGUUGGAAAAAACUGUCAGUGUCUUACAGAGUUAAACAUAUAACUUCCCUUCCCCAGCAGUUCCACUCCUGGAUAUUUACCCAAGAGGUGUGAAUACUCAUGUCUGCAAAAAAAGACUUGUAUCAGAAUACUUAUAGCAGCUUAUGGUAGGCAGAAUACUGACCCCCUCAAAGAUGUCCAUUCACCAGGCAUGGUGGCACACUCCUGUAAUCCCAGUGGCUUGGGAGGCUGAGGCAACAGGAUCACAAGUACAAAACCAGCCUCAGCAACAGCAAGGUGCUGAGUAACUCAGAGAUACCCUGGCUCUAAAUAAAAUAUAAAAUAGGGCUGGGGCUGAAUGGUUGAGUGUCCCUAAAUUCAACCCCUGGUAUCCAAAAAAAAAAAAAAAAGGUGUCCAUACCUUAAUCCCUGGAAUCCCCUGGUUAUAUAAUGUUAUAUGGCAAAAAGGACUUUCCAGAUGGAAUGAAGGUUACAGACCUUAAAUUGGGAGAUUACUUUAUAUGAUCUGGAGUAGUCUGGUGUAAUUACAUAGUCCCUGAAAGUUAAAGAAGAAAGCAGAAGAGACAGGUGUGGCAUUAUAAGAAGGACAAGCUGUUGUCAAUUCGGAGAUAUAGGGGGCUACCUGCAAAGACCAGUCAGAGGGCUUUGGGAGCUAAGAGUGGUCCCCAGAUAACAACCAGCAAGUUAAUAAGAACCUCCUUGUUAAAGCUGAAUGAACUGAGUUCUGCCAAUCACUAGGGAACUGAAAUCUGCUUAUAUCCUGAAUGAGUCUGGUAGUGGAUUCUCCCCCAGAGCUUUCAGUAAGUGGAAGCAGCCCUGUUAAAACCGUGGUUUUAGUUUCAUGGAACUUGGAACAGAAAAAUCAGAUCUGGAGUAGGAACCUGCAUUUUAUUAAGUACCUCUGCAGAUAGUCCUUUGGACAUUUUGAGUAACACUGUUUUAUACACUAGUGUUUAUUUAAGCAAUCAUUUGGCCUAAUUCUCCUGAGAAGCUGCAGAUGUGUGCUACCACUCAGAGCUCUCCACUAUUCUUAAUAAAUUUACCCAAACCCCUGGCUUCAAUUAGUAAUGUAUGCUGAUGUCUCAUACAUUCAUAUCUAUGGAUUAGUCCUAUGCUGAGCUUACACUGCUUAUUGGACAUUUUUUCCACUAUUUCACAAAGAACCUUAAUCUUAGCAUGUUGAAACUGGAAUCCUUUCUGCCAAAAUCAUUUCUAGCAUUUCCCUAUUUUGGUUAAUAUUAUCCUGUAUACUUAGUAAUCCAGGCCAGAAACAGAACCAUGUUUGUCUCCUUCCUCUUCUUCAUUUCCCACCAUUCCUCAUUCAAAUGAUUUAUCAGAUUUGGUGAUUUUCUUAAUAUGUCAUCAUUCUGUUUCUUCUUGAUCAUUCUCAGAGCCACUAUCUUACUUCAAGUACAUUUUUCUCCUUGAUUAUUGUUAAAGACCUCCAUAUUGAUUUUUCCCAUCUCUGGUUUGGCUCUUCUUCAACCUAAUUUUCAUCUUGUUAAUUUUUCUAAAAGCAAUUAAAAUUUUGAUUGUUUGAUUUCUUAAGAUUAAUCUUCCAACAACUUCCUGUAACUCAGAGAAAGUUUUAGACUUCCCAGCUAGAAGGUACUUUCAUGAUCUAAGUGACCCCUGCUUUCACACUCUUAUUCAACAGAACAAGUUGGCAGAAAAGAAGAAAGGAAGUGAAUACUUGAAAAACACUACCCAUCAACUCAAACUAAUAGACUUUUGUAGAAGAAUAUCCAACAGUAGUAGACUAUAUGUUCUUUUCAAGUGCAUAUGGAACAUUCAUCAAGAUAGACCACAUUCUGUGCCAUAAAACAAACCCUAACAAGAUUUGUGAGUUCAACUUAUACAAAACCUGUUCUCCAGCCAAAAUGGAAUUAACAUUUGAAAUCAGAGAUCUAGGAAAAUCCCAAAUAUUGGGGAAUUAAAUAACAUACCUCUGAAUAUCCCAUUGGUAAAGAAAAAGUCAAUGAAAUUAGAAAAUCUUUUUAAAAAAAUAUUUUUUAGUUGAGGAACUUUUAUUUUAUUUACUUAUUUACAUGUGGUGCUGAGAAUCAAACCUAGUGCCUCACACGUGCUAGGCAAGUACUCUACCAUUGAGUCACAACCCUAGCCCUGGAAAAUAUUUUUAAUUGACUAAAAGAAGAUAACCACAUGGUGUAUCAAAAUUUGAGGAUACAAUGAGAGCAAUAUGUAGAGGGACAUUUUUAGUAUAAAUACUUAAAUUAGAAAAUAAGAAAUCACAGAUCAGUGAUUUGAACUUAGAUUUUAAGCAACUAAGUGCCAUUUGAAAUCAGAGCAAGCAGAAGGCAGAGAAUAAGGUAAAAGCACAAUUCAGUGAAAUUGAUAAUAGAAAACAGUAUUUCAGUGAAACUGAAAGCUUUUUCUUUGAUAAUAUCAGUGGAAGCUGAGCUUGGUGGCAUAUGCCCCUAAGCACUUGGGAGGAUCACUUGAACCCAGGGGUUUGAGACUAUCCUGGGCAAGAUAGCGAGAUAUUUCAAAAAAAGGAAGGAAAGGAAGUACCAAUGAAGUAAACUGUUAGCUGAAUUGGCAAACGUAAGAAAAAGAAAAUCCAGAUUGCCAAAGUCAGGAAUGAAAGAAAGGACAUCACUCUAGACCCUAAGACAAUAUGGAAAUACUGUAAGACUUUUUAAGGAAGAAAGAAUAAGUAAUUCUGCAUUAAUUUCAAGCAUAUAGAAGAUGGAACAUUUAUGAACUUAUAAGAUCAGUGCUGCUUUGAUGUGGAAAUAAGACAGAGAAAUAACAAGAAAAUUAGAGAUUAAUAUCUCAGAUGAACAAAGACACAAACAUCCUUAACAAAAUACUAGCAAGUCAAAUCCAACAACAUGAAAUGUAUACUAUGUUUACUCAUAAAACCUGUAUAUAAAUGUUUAUAGCUGCUUUAUUCAGAAUCAUGAAAAACUAAGCAACUCAAAUGUUCCUCAACUGGGAAUGUAUAAACAAAUUAGUAAAUCUAUACAAUGGAAUGAUACCACAGAUACAAAAAUGUGGAUGAUUCUCAAAUGCAUUAUUAAAUUUUUUUAAAAUUUAGAAACAUUUUUUAUUCUAAUUAGUUAUACAUGACAAUAGAAUGCAUUUUGACACAUCAUACAUAAAUGGAGUAUAACUUCUCAUUCUUUUGGUUGUAUAUAAUAUAGAGUUACACAGGUUGUGUAAUCAUAUAUGCACAUAGGGUAAUAAUGCCUGAUUCAUUCUACUAUCAUUCCUACCCCUUAACUACUCCCUGUCCUUCAUUCCCCCUUUGUCUAAUCCAAAAUACCUCUAUUCUUCCCUAGCCCCCUCUUGUUGUGAAAGCCUCGCCUUAUUGUGAAUUAGCAUCUGCAUAUCAGAGAAAACAUUUGUCCUUUGGUUCUUUGGGAAUGGCUUAUUUCACUUAGCAUGAUAUUCUCCAGUUCUAUCCAUUUACCAGCAAAUGCCAUAAUUUCACUCUUCUUUAAGGUUCAAUAGUGCAAAACAAAGUGAAAAUUCUAAGUGAAGUAUUGCAGAAGAAGGAAACUGAGAAGGAUUAGAAAAGGAAACUCAGCAGAAGUCAUAGCACUGAGGAAGACAAGAAGUUACUGAGUCAUCAGAACCUGAUCAAGACCUGAAUUGCUUGUGCCAGAAUGUCUCUGGCUGCUUAUUGUGUCAUCUGUUGGAGAAGAAUAGGAACCUCUACUCCCCCACCAAAAAGUUUCACAUACUGGAGAGAGAUCCGAAAUAUAAUAAAAUUUACUGGAUCACUUAUUUUAGGAGGUUCUUUAUUUUUUACAUACGAAGUUCUGGCCCUGAAGAAGUCUUUGACAUUAGAUACUCAAGUGGUAGAAAGAGAAAAAAUGAAGUCAUACAUAUAUUUGCACCCAGUUCCUUUAGACAAAAGAGAAAAUCAUGGGAUUGCCUGGCUGGCAAGAAAAGAACUUCACAAAGCAGUAAGAAAAAUAUUAGCAGCAUCAGCCAAGAUAUUACAGAGUCCAUUUGCUGACACUUUUAGCACGGUUGAUAUAGAAGAUCAUGAGUGUGCUAUGUGGCUGCUCUUGAAGAAGAGCAAAGCGGAUGAGAGGACCGCCCGACUGGAGGCCGUGCAGGAGAUGUCAGAGACCCACCACUGGCAUGAUUAUCAGUAUAGAAUAAUCGCUCAGGCCUGUGAUGCUAGGACUCUUAUUGGUUUGGCACGAAGUAAAGAGAGUGAUCUUCGCUUUUUUCUCCCACCGCCUCCUUUGCCAUCUUUAAAAGAAGAUUCUUCCAUUGAAGAAGAACUCAGACAGUUGCUGGCUUCUUUACCUCAAACAGAAGUAGAUGAGUGUAUCCAGUAUUUUACAUCCUUGGCCCUUAGUGAAAGCAGCCAAAGUCUGGCUGCUCAGAAGGGUGGUUUAUGGUGUUUUGGAGGAAAUGGACUUCCUUAUGCUGAAAGUUUUGGAGAAGUUCCUUCAGCUACAGUGGAAACGUUCUGUUUAGAAGCUAUAGUAAAACAUUCAGAGAUACCCACACAUUGUGAUAAAAUCGAAGCCAGUGGAGGCUUGCAGCUGCUUCAGAGGCUGUACCAACUUCACAGGGACUGCCCGAAAGUGCAGAGAAAUAUAAUGCGGAUCAUUGGAAACAUGGCUUUGAAUGAGCAUCUUUUUUCUACUAUUGUCCACUCAGGCUGGGUUUCCAUAAUGGCAGAAGCCUUGAAAUCUCCCCACAUUAUGGAAUCCUCACAUGCUGCCAGAACUCUGGCUAACCUAGACAGAGAAACUGUACAAGAGAGAUACCAGGAUGGCGUGUACGUGCUCCAUCCCCAGUACCGGACGAGUCAGCCCAUUAAAGCUGAUGUCCUUUUUAUUCAUGGCCUUAUGGGAGCAGCAUUCAAGACCUGGCGCCAGCAGGACAGUGAACGGAUUCUGAUUGAAAAGGCUUUGGAAGAUGAAGACAGGUACACCACAUGCUGGCCCAAGACGUGGUUGGCAAGAGACUGUCCUGCUCUGCGAAUUAUAUCUGUGGAGUAUGACACCACCCUUAGUGACUGGAGAGCUGGGUGCCCUGCAGAAAGAAAGACCAUUGCAUUCAGAAGCAACGAACUCCUUUCGAAGCUCAGAGCUGCUGGUGUUGGGGAUAGGCCAAUGAUUUGGAUUUCACAUAGCAUGGGAGGUCUUCUUGUCAAAAAGAUGCUGUUGGAAGCCUCUCAGAAGCCAGAGAUGAGUCCUGUUAUAAGCAAUACCAGAGGAAUAAUUUUUUACAGUGUUCCUCAUCAUGGAUCACAUUUGGCUGAAUAUUCUGUUAAUAUUCGCUAUCUUCUCUUUCCCUCUUUGGAAGUCAAAGAACUCAGCAAGGAUUCUCCUGCACUUAAAACACUACAGGAUGACUUUCUGGAGUUUGCUAAAGACAAAAGCUUCCAGGUGCUAAGUUUUGUAGAAACACAACCAACCUAUAUUGGUAGCAUGAUUAAACUCCAUGUGGUACCCGUGGAAUCAGCAGAUUUAGGCAUUGGAGAGCUAAUUCCUGUGGAUGUUAACCAUUUGAACAUUUGUAAGCCAAAGAAAAAGGAAGCCUUUUUGUACCAACGCACUUUGCAGUUCAUCCGCGAAACUUUAGCCAAAGACCUUGAAAAGUAACAACUGUCAUGCUCCAUUUUCUUUUGUGAACACAGUUCAAGAAAGCUGCUGUUCUUUUUAAGCAAUCAUGCAGACAUUGUCAUGAUGGCACCAGCAUGGUCUGGAGUGUGGUGCAGACAUCAGAAUGCAGCUGUCCACUCAAGCACUGGAAGGCUCUACACAGAAGUGGCACUCACAGGAGCAGCAGCAAGGUUGGGAUCCUCUGACUUAAAGCCCUCUUGUGCCACUUUGUGGGUCACAGUGCUGGGCCUAGUGACUGGGAGUAACACUGCUGUGGCUGGAGAGGGCUGUUUCAUCUGUGACUGUCCUGGCUCACCUAGGAGCCCUGGCGGGUUCUGAAGGAAGAUCUGUGGAUAGCUCAGCUUACCAUACAAAUGCUAUGAGGGAAGUGGAGAGAAGAAUGAAGUAGAACAUGACGUUUUGUUCUGGAUAUCUGUGCUAUAAAUUUUUUAAAAUGUCAGUUUUGGAAACUUUUAGUUUUUAACUUCCAGUUCAAUCUUGUCUAACAUCAUGGUGUUAACUUCACUAGGCCUCUUAUCAGUUCCUUGUUUCCAUUUUCAUAUUGCUGAGAAAAAGCCCUUUAUAAUAAAAACUCUAGCUCAUAGUAAUUCUUCCCAGGCUGUAGCAACCUACGCUUGUAAUGUGUCCCAGGUAAGGAUAAAGGGGCUAAUCCAUUACUGAUCACAGAUAAACUAUUCUAAGCCGUUAUAUAAAUAGCUCACGGUGUCAAGAUUCUCAGAUGCUCUUUGGCUAAAUAAAGUAUACCUUUCAUGUUCA
Molecule: messenger RNA, 7692 nt
Organism: Marmota monax (woodchuck)
Lineage: Eukaryota; Metazoa; Chordata; Mammalia; Rodentia; Sciuridae
Gene: Serac1
Product: serine active site containing 1
Exons: 18
Coding region: 4951-6915 (654 amino acids)
Source: RefSeq, a predicted model, not a curated record